Molecule: messenger RNA, 6332 nt
Organism: Neocloeon triangulifer
Lineage: Eukaryota; Metazoa; Arthropoda; Insecta; Ephemeroptera; Baetidae
Product: transmembrane protein 94
Exons: 26
Coding region: 104-4459 (1451 amino acids)
Molecular function (GO): nucleotide binding
Source: RefSeq, a predicted model, not a curated record
UGUGGUGCCUCGGUCAAGUUUAAUUUUACUCGGUGCUUGUUCGAAGCGCAUAAUAUUGCAAAAUCGACGUCGUAGGUCUUUUGCUUUCGUCUCUAAAAUGUGAAUGGAGAGUCCUCCGACGGGCACCAUGUACACGGUCGUGGACUUGGACGUGGACGAGGGCCCCGGUCUGAAGGCCGUGGAAGGCCUCAAAAUUCUGCACGAUGAAAUCAAUUCCGUGUUGGAAGAGUAUGAGCAGAAGAUCCGUGACAGGUGCCCUUGGAAAGAGGGUGGCUGGCUUCGUGAUGCGCUCCACUUUUCAAGUCCUAACUCCACUUUGUGUUGGACCUCAGCAAUUACACUAAUCGUUUGUGGCCUUGUCCUCAUCGUUGCUGCAAUCUUUCAUGAGGACUCAAGCUACAACUGCUCUUUUCUGCAAGGCAUUUUCAUCAUCCUUCUGGUCGCCGCCAAUGUUGCAAUGGUCUCCUGGGAUUCGUGGCUCCGGCACAUGGAAAUCCCUCAGCAGAUCCGGUCUCUGCUGGAUCAAGUUCAAAACUGUAUUGAUUCAGAUGACUGGAAGGAAAAUCACUUUCCUCAGCUGUGCUGUCCUUACUCGCCUUGCAUUACCCUUCAGUGGACCAUCAGAGAUGGUAAAAUCAUCAACUUGCCCUGGGCUUUGCUGGUCAAAGGAGAUUUGGUCGAGAUGCGGCCAGGCCAGCAGGCACCUGGCCUCUGCACUCCAGCUGACGGUGACCCCGACUCCCCUGACCUACAAGCCAGAGAAGUCUACUCACCUAAAGUGAAAAACUCGCCAGCUGAAGAAGAAGAUGAGUUGACAACACCUAAAAUCAGGCGCCCUCUUCAAAGCAAGCGUUACAUUCUCCAGGAAACGCCGUACCUGACCAACCUUAAACUUGCGUUGGACAGCGCCCUGACGCGUCCUGAUUCCUACCAUAAUAAACUGAAGCACCUGCUCAUGAGUACUAUAUCAGAAAAAUUCUUCAUCCCCAUAUUUUUGGUACUUGUUUUCUUCAUGGGACUUUUGAGAUACUUCUAUUUGGAACCCUGGAUUGGUUCCGGUCACUGGACGGAAAUGUUCCUCAUCCAGCCAGUGGCUGUUUGUCUUCCGCUGCUACCAUUGAUAUUUCCUCUUUCGUGGACCAUUUUGAACUGCAUGGGUGUUGCGCAGAUUCAGUCGCUUUUCCAAAAGUCGAGAGGAACGGAGGGAGCAUUUAAUGCAGAAUGGAAAACUGAAGUGUCAACGCACAGCCCUUGUGGGGUUGCAGCAGAUCCGUUUGACGAAUCGGAAGAUGAACUUCGGCCGUACAUCACUUGGAGAGAGCGUUGGCCACUAUUUGUGGCCUGCUUACGUGGUCAGAGUGGGAUGCCAUGUAGAUCGGCCAAUUUACUCCAUGUUUUGGGUUCUGUCACUGCCUUAUGUUGCGUGGACAAAAAAGGCAUCUUGUCAUGGCCAAAUCCUACUGCUGAAAAAGUUUUUUUCCUCAGAAGCUCCUCGAAGGCCAGUUGUUCAUCCAGCAACGAGAGCUUGAAGAAAGAGGAAAGUGAAAAAACAACAGCUGAAGAAGAGCAAGAUGGAAAUUCUGAAAAUUCCAAAGAGUCAUCAAAAGGAAAAGAAACAGAGAAGGUUUCUAAAGUAAUAGAGCAAGAUGCAAAAGUGAAUGCCAAGGAGAUCCAAACAGAGACUCUUGACCCAGAAGAGUUGGAAAGUGCCAGACACACCCCACAAACAGUUGCAGAAGUUCUUGACCUCACUCACGACCAUUCCAGUCCUUUCCGACUGCACUUUGAUGACCCCAGCUGGCGGAAGCACCUCAACUCGUUAAAGCCUCUUGGUCUUUCCAUCUUGCUGAACACUUGCAACAUGUCUACCCAGGAACACUAUACUCAGUUUUGCUCACAUGUAACCUGUGAAGCGAUGCAUUCUGAGCACCUCGUGCCUGUCACCAAUCGGAGGCACCCUAAAUACACAGGAGAGAUGACUGUCCUUCCAGGCACCAAUAAGUGCCUCUGCGAAUUGGCCAAACAAAUUGGAUUCCAAGAGCAAGCCCAGGAGGCUUUUUCGCUGGAACAGCAGCUCUCAACCUUCAGACACGUUCAGCCGGAAACAGUUCGAAGAGACAUUAAAUUUGCUAGGUCACUCUCUCUAGCCAAACUCAAGUUUCCUUUUCCUCACAUGGUGGCUGUGGUUGUCAAGGAAAAUCACGGUGGAAACCUGCAGCUUUUGUCCCAAGGAACAGCUGAUAUUAUUCUAGACUCUUGUGAAGAGUUUUGGGACGGACGGGACUUGUGCACCCUGUCCCAAAGCGACAGGCGAAAGGUUCAGGAUUUUUAUCAGAGGACGAGUUUAACAGCCUACUGCACUGCAUUUGCUUAUCGGCCGUUGACCAGAGCUCCUGACACACACCUGUCCCACAUGUACCUGGAGCUUCCGUCAGAUAGCAAAUCUUUGUAUGCAACACAUGCUCAUCACACAGAAACUUCACUCGACUGUGCCUCGAGUGUCAAGUCGGUCGAGUCCAUUCCAAAACAGCUCUCAAGAGCAGAUGACUGUUUCCAAUUGCAGUGCAAUCAGGUUUUUGUCGGAAUGGUCACCAUGCAAUAUCAGGCCCAGACGGACAUGGUGCAACUAAUCGAGCAGCUGGAGCGGGCAUGCAUUAGAUUUGUACACUUCAGCAAAGAAAAUGAACUGCGGUCCAGAGUAUUUUCAGAGAAAAUGGGUCUUGAAAGUGGGUGGAAUUGCCACAUUUCCCUUUUGAGUGAACGGGCAGGUUCCGAGAGUGGAAACUCCGGUAGUUGGCAUAACUCGCCAAGUGCGGUUAACUUGCAGUCUACUAGUGGUCCCACCCCUAGAGACUCGUCUCACACUAGUCUUCCUCGUUAUGCUCCCACCCCACCUCGAAAGAGACACGAAUCCACCAUCGAAGAAACCGAAACUGAAAGUCUAAUUCGCGAAAGGCCACUAGGUGAAGAAACAAAAACCAUGAGCCUAUCCGCCCCUAGCGCAAUCAAUUUAGACUUUUACCAAGUGAAAUUCGACGCCGAGGACUUGAACAAACCCUCUGACGGAAAUGCCCUAAGAAGGGAUACUAUAAUGAGUGACAAGAAAGGCAGCAAAGACAGCAUGUUUGUGCAAAGCGUCGAUCUGACUUCGCAGCCAGACCCUUGUCGGUCGCUGUCUGUUCUCACGGACUCGACAGAGCAGAGUGCACCUGUCAAUUUUGACAUGUCCAACAGGGCAAAAUUACCCAGGGGUAUUGAGAAUAUUCGACCUCACUUGAGACACAUUGACAAUGUUCCCCUGUUGGUUUCCCUCUUCACUGACUGCACCCCAAUGGCUACUCGGGAGAUGCUGUCAAUUAUGCAAGAGCAUGGCGAAGUUGUGUGUGCCAUGGGCAGUUCAGCAAAUGCAGACAACAUGCCAAUUUUCAUGCAAGCAGACGCUAGUAUGGCAGUUGAACCACUUUAUCCACAAGUUUGCCAACGAAUAUCUGUUUUUUCACCGUACACCACUCUUAAAGAUGGAAUAUCCCCGAUCGAGUUGAGUCGGAUAUUGAACUCGGUCUCGUGUUCAGUGAGCUUUAUCAGAGAAGAACCUAUUUCAAUAUUUCACCUUAUUAUGGAGUGCCGGCAUUACAUGCAGUGUUUGACUAACUGCCUUCAAUUUUGGUUGAGCUCAAGUGUUGCAGUUAGCAUUAUCCAGGUUGUAGCAAUCGUCAGUCUUCUUCCGCCACUUUUCACUAUUGGCCAAAUUUUGUGGCUCCAGUGCGUUGUGAUCCCUAUCCUAGCACUGUCCUUAAUUGGAAAGCCAACUGACACACAAAUCAUGCAACGAGCUACAGGAAAAAAUCAAUUUCUGAUAAAUACCGAUACAAUAUUUUUUGUUGCGUGGUUUUACGGAAGUAAAUUCAUCCCUGCUGGCAUCGUGCUGCUAAGCCUGUACACGGCUGCCUUAUCAAAGCUGUGUCCCCUCCUAAAUGGAGUGGAAAUCUGCUCCCUAGUUUACCCAGAAGUGUCUCUGAACCGAACAGAGAGCGUCCUUUGGCAAGGAUGGGGCACAAAUCUGUCUUCGCUCACCGCCCUUCAGCAUGCCACCUGCUUGCUGUGGGUCAUCCACCUCAUUGUGAUUUCAAUCAGCUUUGUCCACAGGGACAGUCCAAUCUGGAGAGAAAAUCCUUUGCGCAACCGUUUAUGGGGUCUUUCAGUCCUCCUUUUGACAUUACUACAAUUUGCAUUUUCUGCCAUUGCUAUGGGACCCCGAUUGGCUACCGAGGACGAAGACUUGCCUCCAGGUCUUCAGCAAGUGCCAUGGCCCAUCUACCUGUUAGCCGCCAUAUCCCCAUUUGUCGUAUUCCUAAUCAACGAGCUUGUCAAACUUCAAGAGAUUAAAGCAAGCGUGAGACAACAAAAGAAGGCACGCCUCGAAUUUGGUACAAAGCUGGGUAUGAACUCGCCAUUCUAAAGUGGUCUGCAUAGGGCUGAAUAUUUUUCAACCCUUCAGCCUGAAAGUCAUUACAUGUUCUUUCAUCUUUUUAAUUUUAGUUCAAGCCUCGUUUAUUAUUCUGUGACAAGCAUUUCUAAGAUAUCGUGCUAGUGUGUUUAAAAAUUUGACAGGCUCUACAUAUAAUAACUGGGUGGAUCCAGGAAUGAUUUGGGUGUGAUUGUUGAUGAAAAGUUACCAUUUUGAAAUUCAUGUAUGUUGUUGGGGUUGGAAAAAGGUGCUUCCUCCUAAAUUUUCAGCUAAAAAUAUUGGGUGCUUUUCCGGGAAAUCAGAUUUUUCCAAAAACACUAAAAUACCAAUAUCUCUGCUCCUACUAAGAAUAAACGUAUGCUCUUUUCACGUUCAGACGUAACUUUUUACGCCCGACAACUUUGCCACUGACAAAUUUUGCAUAGGUCAAAGGUCAAGGUCACUAAAUUACAAAUUUCACUUUUAAACGCAAUUUACGCAAAGAAGCACCCCUCAGAUUUUUUUUGCAGUAUAGGAAAAAAUGUAGCCCCAAGUGUGUAGAACAAAAUACCUGAUUUUCAGAAUGGUAACUUUUACUGUUUAAUUUAUAAUACUAACUAAAUAUUAAAAAACAGUAAAAAAUCGCUUUUCCGCAAUAGAAAUUAAUUUUCAACCAGCGAUAACUCUGUUUCUGUUACAGAAACGACAAAAUGUGUAAUGACAAAAAGUGUUUGUCUUGACUUUUUGCAUCCAACCAUGUAUCAGUCAAGAAGGUCGGGUCACCUAAGGUCAUUGACCUCGGUGACCUGUGACCUUUAAACACGAUUUUGCUAAUUUUUGAAAUUAUUUUUCAAAAUUUAAAUGGGUUUUAUUAUUUCCUACACAGAAAACUUGCAAAAUCGUGUUUAAAGGUCACAGGUCACCGAGGUCAAUGACCUUAGGUGACCUGACCUUCUUGACUGAUACAUGGUUGGAUGCAAAAAGUCAAGACAAACACUUUUUGUCAUUAUACAUUUUGUCGUUUCUGUAACAGAAACAGAGUUAUCGCUGGUUGAAAAUUAAUUUCUAUUGCGGAAAAGCGAUUUUUUACUGUUUUUUAAUAUUUAGUUAGUAUUAUAAAUUUAACAGUAAAAGUUACCAUUCUGAAAAUCAAGUAUUUUGUUCUACACACUCGGGGCUACAUUUUUUCCUAUACUGCAAAAAAAAUCUGAGGGGUGCUUCUUUGCGAAAAUUGCGUUUAAAAGUGAAAUUUGUAAUUUAGUGACCUUGACCUUUGACCUAUGCAAAAUUUGUCAGUGGCAAAGUUGUCGGGCGUAAAAAGUUACGUCUGAACGUGAAAAGAGCAUACGUUUAUUUAUAGUAGGAGCAGAGAUAUUGGUAUUUUAGUGUUUUUGGAAAAAUCUGAUUUCCCGGAAAAGCACCCAAUAUUUUUAGCUGAAAAUUUAGGAGGAAGCACCUUUUUCCAACCCCAACAACAUACAUGAAUUUCAAAAUGGUAACUUUUCAUCAACAAUCACACCCAAAUCAUUCCUGGAUCCACCCAACUAUGAUUGAAUUUCCAAAUCAGUUCCUUUAAACGAAGUUUUAUGCAAAGAAAGACACUAUAUUUAUAGCGUUAAUUUAGCGAAUUAGAAAUUUUGCUUCUUUUAGCAAUGCAACUUGUCCUAUAUUUUUAAUUCCUCAUUGUAGUCAACAAAUUGUGUUAUUUCAAAGGAAUAUAUUUGACAAAAUGACUAUUUUAAAAAUCGCCAACAAUAUAUUUAUGUGUACCGCGUGAAAUCAAACUUGUAUAUUUAUCUCCUUGUAAAACUCUGUCCUAAAUGUGCAUUUCAUAAUUCUCAGAAAAUAUACACACCAUAUGUACAAAAAAGUUUGUUUAUAGACU